Molecule: messenger RNA, 1244 nt
Organism: Phragmites australis (common reed)
Lineage: Eukaryota; Viridiplantae; Streptophyta; Magnoliopsida; Poales; Poaceae
Product: probable aldo-keto reductase 1
Exons: 7
Coding region: 98-1126 (342 amino acids)
Cellular component (GO): cytoplasm
Source: RefSeq, a predicted model, not a curated record
AACGCCACACGCGGCAGACGCAGCGCAGGCACCGCUACCCCGCUGGUUAACGAUAGUCCUCCUGGCUCGUGCCUUCCCCUGCGACGACAGCGCGGCCAUGGAGGAGCAAGCCCCCCUGGUUCCCCGCUUCAAGCUCGGCACCCAGGGACUGGAGGUGUCGAAGCUGGGGUUCGGGUGCUUGGGCCUCGCGGGCGCGUACGGCCCCCCUCUCGACGAUGACGUCGGCGUCGCCGUCAUCGCGCACGCCUUCGGCCGCGGGGUCACCUUCUUCGACACCUCCGACGUCUACGGACCCCUCACCAACGAGACCCUCCUCGGCAAGGCGCUGAAGCAGCUGCCGCGGGAGCGGGUGCAGGUGGCCACCAAGUUCGGGGUACGGCGGGACGCGGCCGGCGUGCCCAUCGUGUGCGGCCGGCCGGAGUACGUGCGCGCUUGCUGCGAGGCCAGCCUGCGCCGCCUCGGCGUCGACUACAUCGACCUCUACUACCAGCACCGCGUCGACACCACCAUCCCCAUCGAGGACACAAUUGGUGAGCUCAAGAAACUGGUGGAGGAGGGGAAGGUGAAAUACAUCGGGUUGUCGGAGGCGAGCCCCGACACGAUCAGGCGCGCGCACGCCGUGCACCCCAUCGCCGCGGUGCAGAUGGAGUGGUCUCUCUGGUCUCGGGACAUCGAGCCCGAGAUUGUGCCGCUCUGCAGAGAACUGGGCAUUGGAGUUGUUGCUUACAGUCCGAUUGGCCGUGGGUUUUUUGGCGGAAGAGGAGUCACAGAACAAGUUUCUGCUGAAUCUACUCUGCAACGGCAGCCAAGGUUUUCGGCAGAAAAUUUGGAGAAAAACAAGCAGAUUUAUCUGAAAAUGGAAGGCCUGGCCAAGAAGCACCAGUGCAGCCCUGCUCAGCUAGCUUUAGCUUGGGUUCUGCAUCAAGGGGAUGAUGUGAUUCCUAUACCAGGGACAACCAAGAUCAAGAACCUAGAUGCCAACAUUGAUUCCUUCAAGGUGAAGCUGACAGAUGAUGACCUGAAAGAAAUCACCAGCCAGAUACACGAAGAAGAUGUGGCCGGUGAAAGACAGAACACUUUUUUUGCAAAUACUAAUUGGAACUAUGCAGAUACACCAAGGAAAUAGACAUGUGAAGACGUUCUAGCAACAGCAAUGCUAUGCCGCUAUGUACAGUUGUGCUAAAUCAUUUGGACGAUGUAUCUUGAGAAUAUUGUUCUAAAUAAUCUAAGAUGAGGAAUAUUAA